Aspergillus heteromorphus CBS 117.55 is the source of this 1198-nucleotide messenger RNA. RefSeq names its product putative bis(5'-nucleosyl)-tetraphosphatase. The record is from RefSeq and is a predicted model, not a curated record. Gene Ontology annotation, molecular function: ATP binding; ATP:ADP adenylyltransferase activity. Bases 1 to 1074 code for a protein of 357 amino acids. Gene Ontology annotation, biological process: nucleotide metabolic process. The transcript is spliced from 2 exons. Lineage: Eukaryota; Fungi; Ascomycota; Eurotiomycetes; Eurotiales; Aspergillaceae.
AUGCAGCUGGGUCUCUCCGAAGCCCUGUCGUCCCUGGUCGCCCGGCGGUUCGUCACUGCCAAGGAUGCUGGCCAUCUGAUCUUCUCUUCGACCCAUCUGGCCACUAUUUACGCCUCAGGGAUACCGUACCAACUCCGAUACUGCCCUGCCCUCGCAAAGAAACCAUCCGGUGCCCCCAAGCCCGACAAGGGCCCCAGCGCACCUAAACCCGACCCCUUCCAAGACCCGUCUCCCGACCUUCUGAUCGCCCAGAUUCCCCGCGAGAACCCGUCGCACUUCCUGGUCUUGAACAAGUUCCCCGUUAUCCCGAACCACUUUAUCCUCGCCACAAAGGCCUGGCAGUCCCAAACAGACCUCCUCGACAAGGAGGAUCUCGAGGCCGCGUAUUCCUGUAUUCAAGCGUGGGGGGACGAGAGUCGGCAUGAUGAGACCACGGGUUCCAUGAAGAAGCUGUUCGCGUUCUUCAACUCCGGGCCAGAGAGUGGCGCAAGCCAACCUCACAGACACCUGCAAUUCCUCCCAGUCGAGGCGAUGGCCCCGGAGGAGUCGGAGUCAGACUCGGCGAACUCGGCGAACUGGCGACCCUUGAUUGAUGCCGUCGCCACCCAGGCGCCUCCGUCCAGCGGCUCGGAAUACCAGCAGUUGGGCCAAGUGCCGUUUGCGCAUUUCGCUCUUCCUCUGCCACCGAACCCGUCUGCUGAAACUCUUCAUCGUAUCUAUCUAUCUCUAUAUGCCGUGGCGGUGGCCACGGCAACGGGUGGCCCAAGGAUCGCAGUCCCGGAAUCGACUACGGGUCCCGCUGCGAUCAGUUACAAUCUUGCCAUGACGGACUCGACCAUGAUGAUCUGCCCGAGAAGAUCUGAGGAUGCACGCAUUCCGGUUGACGUGGAUGCAAGCGCCGAUGUUGCUGAGGCUGGCGUUGUCGCCCUGAACGGCACCAUUCUGGCCGGUACGCUGAUGGUCAAGGCGGAGGCGGAGUGGGAUGAGUUGCGCCGUAGUCCUUCCGCCCUCGGCGAUGUGCUUGCUGAGAUUGGGUACCCCCAGCCCGACUUGCGGGAACUCUCUGUGCUAUAGUUGGCGUGGAUGUUUUCUGUUCCGUCUCUGUUGUAGUUAGCAUUGGUGACCACCGUAUCUUUGCCAUAUGUGUAUAGAUCGUAGGAGUCCGUAGGGGCACGCAGUUGCAUUAUCGCUUCCCAAG